AUGAACAAUGAAAGUCUCGAAACUACGAUUCACGUAACUGCUCCAAGUAUUCUAAGCAAGCCCACGCAAACCAUGCCCCAAAGGUCUCCGUUCGCGAUCCAAGAGCUCCUAGGGCUCGGUGAUUCCCAGCACCGUUCUCCGACGGCUGGCGUCUCAGCCAUUACUCCUAACGUUUAUCCUCAUCAGAGGCAUAUGCCCCCGCAGUCAUGUUUUCCUUCGGAUCCUGCUGCAUUCAAUCACCACCAUAUGACCAUGGCGGCCAGUCGGAUGGCCUACUUCAAUGCCCAAGCGGCCGUGGCCGCAGCGUUUUUGCCCCAUAAUAUUGCAGCUGCGGCAAGUAUGAGUGCUGCUAAUACAGGAGCUGCAUCGCCAGCAAACGUCUUGGGGUUGACAGGACAUUCCCCGAACACGGCGACAGAUGAAUACCAUUCAAUACAAAAUAAUAAAGGUUUUUCGCAGUUGAAAUCAGCUUUUCCUACGUCCGGUCCUGGCGGCUGUCUGCCGGGUCAGUUAGAUAACACCAAAGAAUUUAGUGUCGAUGGUUUGGGAAAUUUUAGUAAAAAGAAGAAGAAAAAGCGGCGUCACAGGACGAUCUUCACGAGUUACCAACUGGAGGAAUUGGAGAAGGCCUUCAAGGAUGCUCACUAUCCUGACGUUUAUGCAAGAGAAAUGCUCAGUCUGAAAACUGACCUACCAGAGGAUAGGAUACAGGUGUGGUUCCAAAACAGGCGAGCUAAGUGGAGGAAAACGGAGAAAUGCUGGGGUCGGAGUACCAUCAUGGCCGAGUACGGUCUUUACGGAGCAAUGGUGAGACAUUCUCUGCCACUUCCGGAGACCAUCCUCAAAAGUGCCAAAGAGAAUGAGAGUGUCGCCCCCUGGCUGCUCGGUAUGCACCGGAAGUCGAUCGAAGCGGCACACCAUCUGAAGGAGCAGGAGAGUUGUAACAACAGCAACAGCAGCGAUCACGAGGAAACGACCUCGAUGCACACGGAGGCAAGCGACACGAGUGCCUCCAGCGGUGCUCCGUCUCAACAACCGACUCUGAACUCGAUCGGUGGUGGCGCCACAAGCUCGUCACGUUCCCCACAACAUGACUCGCACCAGGUAAGGCAACAGCAACAACAACCUUCGACGACGACUACGACGCAACAACAACAACAACAACCACCACAACAUCCUCCUCCGCCACCGUACAACGACGAUCCCGAAACGUUUCGGAACAAUUCGAUCGCAUGCCUCAGGGCUAAAGCCCAAGAACAUAACGCGAAAAUUUUGGGCAAUCACGGUUCUCUGCUUCAGUUGCGGGCGUUGUCCACGAUGGCAGAGCAAUCAAACGCGCCUUCUUCGGUUAGUUGUGACGCGAACGCUAACAGUCUUCACCAUCACCAGGAGGUGAGGACGUCUUCGACUGGGGCGUCCGAUCCUGGUGCGGGUGGCGGAAUUUUUUGACAAAGCAGACCCAACUGAUGCUCGUAAUGACCGAUCAGGUUUCGUUGCUUUACUUAACACACUCUCUUUUAAGUUCCUAAAGGUUUUCUUUGAAAAUUUUCUAUGUUUACGUAUGUACGUACAAGGUGGCCUACGAAGCGCUCAAAUAAUUUUCCUCGCUUUUCUGUAACUAAAGGUAGUUGUGCAGGUAGCAAUUAUUGAUAAUUAAAAAAAAAAGAUGACAGGUGGUUUUAUACCUAACAAACGAACUAACAGCUGCUCAGAAAAAAAGUUUACCUAAUGCAUUAAUUUCAUCAUCCAUCGACGUUUUAUUCAACAAACGUGUCGCACAUUAUCUACAAAUGGUGACACGUUAGUCAGAGUUACAAAAUUUGACCUUUUAUGACUCACUAAACCUUUUAAUCACUAAAAAUAUGUAAUCAUGAAAUACAACGGUUUUAUGAUUCGGAAAGUGUUAUAAAAACAAAUAUAAGUAUCUACUAUUAAAACAAGUACCUAUUCUUAUACAAAUAAUACAGGAUGAUUCAAAAAGGACUUUGCAACCUUAAAAUACUGUCGUAAAUUUGCACGAUUUCAAAUCCAAAUGUGUUUUCAACAACGCCAAAUAGUCGUCUAUUGGACGUGCAGUUCGCGAGAAGGGCUGUUAACAAUAUUUUGUCUCACUUGUUUAAAGACUUCAUCAGAUAUCCUUGGACGACCUGAUAAUUUCUUAUGUCUUACCGUGCACCCUGUUUCU
Molecule: messenger RNA, 2185 nt
Organism: Agrilus planipennis (emerald ash borer)
Lineage: Eukaryota; Metazoa; Arthropoda; Insecta; Coleoptera; Buprestidae
Product: visual system homeobox 2-like
Exons: 8
Coding region: 1-1449 (482 amino acids)
Biological process (GO): regulation of transcription by RNA polymerase II
Cellular component (GO): nucleus
Molecular function (GO): sequence-specific double-stranded DNA binding; DNA-binding transcription factor activity, RNA polymerase II-specific
Source: RefSeq, a predicted model, not a curated record